Messenger RNA from Cornus florida, 849 nucleotides. RefSeq lists its product as uncharacterized. Bases 180 to 635 code for a protein of 151 amino acids. The record is from RefSeq and is a predicted model, not a curated record. Lineage: Eukaryota; Viridiplantae; Streptophyta; Magnoliopsida; Cornales; Cornaceae. Gene Ontology annotation, biological process: translation. Gene Ontology annotation, cellular component: ribosome. The transcript has 3 exons. Gene Ontology annotation, molecular function: structural constituent of ribosome; small ribosomal subunit rRNA binding.
AAGACCCUAUUGGGUAGGGCUCAACCUAACAAACUGGGACCUCAUCAUACUCAUACGAAAGAGGUCGAAAAAGUAGGGUUUGAAGGGCAGUGGAGUUCAGUGACAGAGGUCAACAUACCCUCGACGAUCAAUUCACUGAUUAUAGAGUGAUUUCUACUGCGGAAGAGGUUAAUAGAAAAAUGCCUCUUUAUGAUUGUAUGCUUCUGCUGAAACCCACUGUAAGGAAAGAAUCAGUGAUGGAUUUGGUCGCUCAAAUAGGGAAACAUGUUUACCGAAAGAACGGCGUUCUAACGGGUAUGGAAUCGUUUGGAAAGGUUCAGUUGGGUUAUGGGAUUAGGAAGCUUGAUGGCAGAUACUACCAGGGCCAACUGAUGCAAAUGACAAUGAUGGCACCACCAAGCCUCAAUAAUGAGCUGCAUUACCUGAACAAGGAAGACCGGUUGCUACGAUGGCUUUUGAUUAAGCACCGAAACGUCAGAUAUGGGUUGGAAUUUCUUAGUGAGGAUGCUGAAAGAAGGGACCUGAGCAAGUUCCAAACCAAUUAUAAUGAUUCUGACAUUGAUGAGGACGAGGACGACGACGACGAAGAAUAUGACGUGGAUCAAGAGGGGAGGAAAGAAGACACUAAAACCUAGUAAAUCUAAUCAUAUAAGUUACUAAAAGCAAAGUGUCUGUUCACAUUGGCAUCCUGUUUAUCUUUUUCAGAAUCAAAUUUCUGUUUGAGGCUUUGAGCUGUUUGUAUUAAUUGGAUGUUUUCAAGUUCUUUUAGUAGGUAAGUUUUGAAACAUGGUGAUGGCAAACUGGAUCGAUAUUGUACUCAAUUUCUGAACUAUACAUUUACUGUUGAUU